AUGGGUGUUUGUAAAAUAUGCCCAUGUGCUAUUCCACAUAUUGAACCAAAUUCUGACUUCCAGCAGAAAUAGCAAUAUCAAAACGAUGAUAUUUAACAAAACAUCAAACUCCUCAAGGGUGUUAAUCUAAAUAUUACACCACCUUGCGAACUCGAAAUUCCUGUAAAUAGGAAUAAAACAAAACCUUAUCAAUUAUAAACUUAAAAUCCCAUAAAUAUAAUUUAGGCUGUGAGCAUCUACUAAUCCAGUUAGGCAAAUAAAGUUGUACCAAAUGAGCAUCAAUGUCCUAAUCAAAUAGAUGAAUUAAGUAAAAGCCAGCUUAGGAAUCAAACUCAACCUGAAGAAAAUCUUGAUAAAUAAGGUCAAACUUUUUUCAAUCUUUAGUAUGAAACAAUGUUGUCAAGCAACUUUAAAGAAAAGUCUGAUAGAUCUUUAAGUACCGAAGGAUUUACUUUAAGAAAUGAUAUGAUCGAUAGUUCCCCUCCACCCAAAAUAUAGUUUAGAGUGGAAUAAAAAGAAAAAACAUUAUGA
Messenger RNA from Paramecium tetraurelia, 531 nucleotides. RefSeq lists its product as uncharacterized. Lineage: Eukaryota; Ciliophora; Oligohymenophorea; Peniculida; Parameciidae. The transcript has a single exon. The record is from RefSeq and is a predicted model, not a curated record.